This is a messenger RNA of Marasmius oreades (fairy-ring Marasmius), 2745 nucleotides long. RefSeq lists its product as uncharacterized. Gene Ontology annotation, cellular component: membrane. Lineage: Eukaryota; Fungi; Basidiomycota; Agaricomycetes; Agaricales; Marasmiaceae. The record is from RefSeq and is a predicted model, not a curated record. The coding region runs from base 963 to 2561 and encodes 532 amino acids. Gene Ontology annotation, molecular function: transmembrane transporter activity. Gene Ontology annotation, biological process: transmembrane transport. The transcript is spliced from 20 exons.
UGUGACUGAACGCGACCAUCACUACUGAUCAAGAGUUCCUCAGGCUCUAUCUCUUAGUCCUCGAUGAAGGUCCAUAUUCGAACGACAGGGUCACUGAGAGGAUGUAUGUCCGUUCCAAUUUUCGAAUUUAACUCAUGUUCAAUUUACAGUUCUCACCCCAACCCCAACCUUGCCCGAAUCCGUGGUCCUUCAAAGAGUGCUAUCAUAGAGCCACCGACAGCUCAUGCCCUCGUAGAGGGACAUCGGGCCCUAGCUCCGAGGGAGUUACUUUUUCUUGACCGCUUAAGGAGCUGAACGGGAUAUGUCGCGCGUGUAGAGGCCAAAGUGAGGGCGAAGUUUCCCGAAGCUAUCUCUAUUUAUAUGAAAGUGGACGCUUUAGUGGAUGAGAUUAUCUCGCUGAUAAGCGGAGAAUAUCAUGGGACCGACCACCUGGAUUCUCGAUACGCAGAUCUCCCGCCUUUAUCUCAGCUCAAACUAGUUUUUAUCCAGAAUCCCUCUUAAAUGCGAAUAUCACUUGACGAAACUCUGGAAUGGAACGGAACUAGGGAAGAUGCAGACUUUAUGGAUGGCUUAUGACCCGAGUUAAAACUUUGAUUAGAGAUGGAGCAUAAUUGACUGUCGAUUGGCUUUCCGUCACGUUGGAUAGGUUCUAUCUAGGUACAAGCAGACUCAAGCUAAUCAAACGGCCCGACUUUAAAGCGGUUAUAUCCAUUCAUUACAUUUGCUCUUAAACGUCCGGAUCCUUUUCGAACCAGGUUUUCAGGAUCCAGUAUGGCGGAAUUCGCGAGGAUUGAAGAAUACCCUUCUUACUCGGCGCUUAUCUAAAAGAUUCCCGUGCUUCAUUCAAUAAAUUGGAGCACCAGUCCUUGCCGCACGCCUAUUAUCUAUUUUUCGAUUCCAGAUGUCAUGUGUUAUACGGCUCUUAUCAGCUUCACGUCCUAUAUAAUGGAGCCGUCCCGCGGAUGUCUCCGAUUGAUUCACGUCCCCACAUCUCCAAGAUGGGUUUUCCGGAAGACGAGAAACAAGAUUUAGUACACUCGCAUUCCACUCAAGAUCUUCAUCACCUUGAAGUCAAAUCCAAGGAGGUGGACACAGCAGCCGAGUUGGCUUUGGCAGAUUAUGGCGAGCUCGAUCCCGCAGAGGCGUUGAAAAUUCGGAAGAAGAUAGACCGUCAUAUUCUUCCGUUGAUGUGCAUUCUGUAUUGGAUUCAGUUUAUGGACAAGACCACCCUGGGGAGCUCCGCGAUACUCGGAAUUAGAGAGGCUACACAUCUCACCAAUAAUGAGUACAACUGGCUAGGAACGAUAUUCUAUUUGGCGUACUUGGUAUGCGAAUAUCCUCAAAACCUUUGUUUACAACGCUUCCCUGUCGGAAAAUGGAUGAGUAUCAAUAUUUUCGUUUGGGCGGUCGCCCUUUGUUCUCAUACAGCAUGCAAGAACUUUGCUGGACUGUUUGUUGUCCGAUGUAUUCUAGGCGCUUGUGAGGGAUCUAUCACCGCAGGUUUCAUGAUUGUCACUUCAAUGUUCUACACUCGAAAUGAACAGACUGUGCGUGUUGGUUAUUGGUUUUUGAUGAACGGGACAGCCCAGAUUAUGACCGCCUUCAUAAGUUUUGGAAGUUUGCAUAUCAAGACAACCGGAUUUGAGCCUUGGCAAUGGCUGAUGAUCAUUUGUGGUGCCUUAACCCUCUUUUGUGCGCUUGCUUUCUGGUUCCUUUUUCCUGAUUCACCCACCAAUGCGUGGUUCCUCACCAUGCGGGAGAGAGCAAUGGCAAUUAAACGUAUUAAGGAGAACCAAACGGGGGUGGAAAACAAGCAUUUCAAGAAAGAGCAGAUGAUUGAAGCUGUGACUGAUCCAAAAACUUGGCUUUUUGCGCUCUUCGCUGCGCUCGAUAACGUUCCAAAUUCUCUGACAAACCAACGCCAAAUCAUUAUUAGUUCGUUCGGAUUUACAACUUUUCAAACCACUCUUCUCGGAUGCGUGGACGGUGUAGUCGAAAUCGUCACGAUCUGGACAGGAGUCCUUCUUUGUUCACGUAUACCGAACAGUCGUGCAUAUGUGGGCGCUAUAUAUAUGGUGCCUAACGUUGUUGGAGCGAUUCUCAUCAACGUGUUGCCGUGGAGCGACAAGGUCGGGUUGCUCUUUGCUGAGUGGAUCACGGGUGUCGGAACCACUGGCUUCGUGCUGGCCCUUGCAUGGGUAUCUACAGUCACUGCGGGACAUACGAAGAAGGUCACUGUGAACGCCAUUAUGCUGUGUGCGUACUGCGUAGGCAACGCUACGGCACCCUUCAUGUGGCAACAGAAAUACAAACCUCGUAACCAUGUUCCGUGGAUCAUCAUAACAAUUUGCUACUUGACCUGUGCUAUGAUUCUUCUAAUAUUGCGUUUCCUCCUCGCAAGAGAGAACAAACGACGUGAUGCUGAAUCCCGCGACGAUACGUACGAUGACGCGUGGAUCGAGAGAGUCAAUGAAAAGGGGGAAAAGGAGAGGGUUAAAGUUGAUAAAGAAUACCUCGACCUGACAGACAUUCAGAACCGAGACUUCAGAUAUGUAUUAUAAGGCAUUACCGACUGUCUAAUGGGCUGGAUAAGAGUUUCUUCUUCCUUUCUUUGUACGAUACCGGCUUUGAAAUCGGGACGGUUACUGCUUGACUUACACGAAUCCGUUUUGGAUGAAGGAUGGCCAAGCCAUACUCAAUGGAAGAACUGGAAGCCGAUGACAGUUUCAGCAAACCUAGCCACCC